GAGAUCUUAUUCUUAAUGCUGUUUAUCUGUGUAUUCUGUGAUUGAUGAAAAUUUUGGUUAAUGCUCAGAUCAGAAAAAGUAAUGGGUGGUGAGCAAAGAAACAUGGCUUUGGACAAAAGAGGGGACCGGAAUAGAAAUGUUUAUGGUGACGGCGGCGGCAAUAUGUUUGUGUCAGUGAGAGGAGGCAGCAACCGGGGCUCCUUCAGAGGGAGAGACAAUGACAGUUACAGUCUGAGGGGAGGGCCAGGACACUCUCGUCUACCUGAGGGUCACUGGCGAGCACGUGGCAGCAGCAGCUUCAGAGGCAGCGGUCCGCUCAGCCGACGCCCUCCACCACCUCGCUAUGACGACCUCCUCACAGACGACGGCAGGGACGACAACAGACAGAAGAACAGGAGGAUGGAGAUGUACCGCGGGGGCAGGGGUGGCAGCCGGCACUUCCGUAGAGGUGCGACGAUCUACAAGCUCGACCGACGCCCCAACCAACAGCAACCUGCCUCAGGCUGGCAUAAAUUCACGGUUCACGACUGCGGCGAGCACGACCCUGCAUCCGUGAUGGCCGAACUCAACGCUCUGGUUGGGCAGAACUUUGACUAUCAUUUGUUGGCGACUGAAGGCAACAACGUAACCUUCUUCCUGGAAGAUAAUCCCUCUCUGAAUAAAAGCUUACUUGAUCUGUCACGUCGCAUGGUCAUGCCAGGCUGCAACCAGCGUCUGCGCAUCUCUAACUUCCCAUCUGGCAACCCUCCCUUCCCUCCUGCCACUGAAGAAAAUCUGGAAAAAGUGCGAUUGCUGAUGUCGGAGCGGUACAGCGCCCCCCUCAAGCGACUUGACCUCACAGAAUUCCACAAAGAUGAGAGACUACGGAGCGCCGGACUGCUGUUCCCUCUCUAUGUGCCGUCGAACUUGUCUGCGGUGGGACGCCUGACUGCAGCCAACAUCCCUGACGUGACCGAGAUCGACCUCAGCCGCAACAAAAUAUACCGACUUGAGGCUGUUGCUGAGCACCUCAAGGCUUGUGCCGGCCUCACCAGACUUUAUCUCUCCAAUAAUAAACUUGCGUCAGUGUCGUCGCUGCAGAAGUUGCGUGGCCUGCCCAUCACAGAGCUCAGCCUCGAGGGCAACCCUGCAUGCACGCGCUACAAGAACACCGAGUCCUACAUCAGUGCCGUGCGGGAAUUCUUUCCGAAACUCCUUGUGCUGGACGGCAAGGAGCUGCCGCGGCCCAUCGGCUUCGAGGUGGACGAGAGUGACGUGGUGACGCCGCCCUGCCUGCCCUCCUUCUUCUGUGACGAGCGCAUCAAGGGCGUCAUGCUGCUCUUUCUCAAGCAGUACUAUGAGGUUUAUGACAGCGCUGACCGGAGCGCUCUUGAGUUGGCUUAUUGCGAGGACGUCGUAUUCUCUAUGACGUCACUCCUUCCUGAAGCGGGCAACCGAGCUGUGGUCGAGGACAACUUGCUUAUCCCGAACCGCAACCUGCGCCUGUGUACUGACAGCGAUCGUAGGAUGGACUUGUUGUAUCGCAAUCGUGCUGACGUCAUGAAGUUAUUGAAGAAAACUCCUGCCACUCAGCACGACCUCAACUCCUUCGUCAUCGAUAUGCCCGUGGCCAAGCCCCAGCUCGUACAGCUGACGCUUACGGGAGUCUACAGACGCGAAGGCAUCAAGUCCAAGAACAUGAGCGUCCGCGCCUUCCAGCGGUCGCUGAUCAUCGUGCCUGUGGGCUCUGGCUACUGCAUUGCAAACGAGCAACUGCACGUCGCGCUCGCCACGUUCGACCAAAUCAAAGACGCAUUCAAGGUGACGCCAGGAGCUGAAGAAGCUGGCGUGUCGCCUGUUUCAGCGACGGUGGCUUUGUCAGAAGGUCUGGAGCCUCAGCAGCUGCAGAUGAUCGAAAAAUUCUCUUCCAUAUCAAACAUGUUGCCAGAGUUCUCCAAGCAAUGCUUGGAGCAGAACGCCUGGAACUUUGAAAAAGCGGGUAAUCUCUUUCUGCAAUUAAAAGGAGAAGGGAAAAUUCCACCCGAGUACUUCAAGCCUUAGCUUCAGUUUAUUCCGAUCGUGUUGUACAUAUUUAUUAGUUCCAUGCAUCAUUUUAGUUAAACAUGGCUUCGCAAGACUGUAAUAAAGUGGGCUUUUUCCAUACAAGAUAUAAGCAUCUUCGUUAUAUGCAGGGAGUCAAUGUCGUCACGAAGUAAUUAUUGGAAGAAUUUUUUAGUUGCUGUAUUUAAGAUUGUCAUGAUUUUGUUGUUAUUUACCUUACUGAAUGUAUGUACAUUUUGCCGCUUCUCAGUUUAGACACGCCUAAAACUCCUGUGGUUGAAACAUUACUAUUUUAUGACGUCAGCAGAAGCUCUGAAUCUUGAAAUUCAGCAAAUGAAGUCCAUUAAUAAUAAUUAAUUAUUUUAGUCUUGUGUAAAAUGUCUAAAAUAUAGCGUUGCUAAAUGGUC
Molecule: messenger RNA, 2447 nt
Organism: Hyalella azteca
Lineage: Eukaryota; Metazoa; Arthropoda; Malacostraca; Amphipoda; Hyalellidae
Product: nuclear RNA export factor 1
Exons: 15
Coding region: 61-2040 (659 amino acids)
Biological process (GO): poly(A)+ mRNA export from nucleus
Cellular component (GO): nucleus
Molecular function (GO): protein binding; RNA binding
Source: RefSeq, a predicted model, not a curated record